GGCGGGGGGGUGGGUAGGGAGGGCGGGCGGCCCGGCGGCCUUCUCUUCCACCGCCCCCCCAACCACCACCCCCCCGCCCUCCCCGGUGUCUGUUUCUCUCUCUGGUCGGAGGCGGCGGUAAUGGCGGAUGGUGGGUUGUGGCGCCGGCGGCGGCUGCUGUGAGGGACGAUGAGUUCCUCCUUCGUGCCGAACGGGGCCAGCCUGGAAGAUUGUCACUGUAACCUCUUCUGCCUGGCUGACUUGACGGGAAUUAAAUGGAAGAGAUAUGUAUGGCAAGGCCCAACUUCUGCCCCUAUUCUGUUUCCGGUGACAGAGGAAGACCCCAUUUUGAGCAGUUUUAGUCGCUGCCUGAAGGCAGAUGUACUUGGUGUUUGGCGGCGUGAUCAGAGACCUGGAAGAAGAGAAUUGUGGAUAUUUUGGUGGGGUGAAGACCCCAAUUUUGCUGACCUUAUUCACCAUGACUUAUCAGAAGAGGAAGAUGGAGUGUGGGAGAAUGGACUUUCCUAUGAAUGCCGAACUUUGCUUUUCAAAGCAGUUCACAAUCUGUUGGAACGGUGUUUAAUGAACCGGAACUUUGUACGUAUUGGCAAGUGGUUUGUGAAGCCUUAUGAAAAAGAUGAAAAACCUAUAAAUAAAAGUGAACACUUGUCCUGCUCUUUCACCUUUUUCUUGCAUGGAGACAGCAAUGUUUGUACCAGUGUGGAAAUUAAUCAACAUCAACCUGUAUACCUUCUUAGUGAAGAACAUAUCACCCUUGCUCAACAGUCUAAUAGCCCAUUUCAAGUUAUCUUAAGCCCAUUUGGACUAAAUGGCACUCUCACAGGACAGGCAUUCAAGAUGUCCGAUUCAGCUACAAAAAAAUUGAUUGGUGAAUGGAAACAGUUCUAUCCUAUCUCAUCUUGUUUGAAGGAGAUGUCUGAAGAAAAACAGGAAGAUAUGGAUUGGGAAGAUGAUUCUUUAGCUGCAGUAGAAGUUCUUGUUGCUGGUGUCCGAAUGAUCUACCCAGCAUGCUUUGUUCUAGUCCCUCAGUCAGACAUUCCUACUCCUAGCUCUGUGGGAUCCUCUCACUGUUCAGCUUCUUGCUUGGGUGUCCACCAAGUGCCUGCUUCCACAAGAGAUCCUGCUAUGUCUUCGGUUACUCUUACACCACCUACAUCUCCUGAGGAAGUCCAAACAGUUGAUCCUCAGUCUGCCCAGAAGUGGAUCAAAUUUUCUUCAGUAUCUGAUGGCUUCAGCUCAGAUAGUACUAGCCAUCAUGGUGGGAAGAUACCCAGAAAAUUAGCAAAUCAUGUGGUGGAUAGAGUUUGGCAAGAAUGUAAUAUGAACAGAGCACAGAACAAGAGGAAGUAUUCGGCUUCAUCAGGUGGUCUGUGUGAAGAAGAGACAGCUGAUAAAGUAGCAUCCUGGGAUUUUGUUGAAGCCACACAAAGAACAAAUUGCAGCUGUUUGAGACACAAAAAUCUCAAACCUAGAAAUCCUGGACAACAAGGACAGGCACCAUCUUUAAGUCAGCAACAACAAGUACUUCCGAAGCACAAGACCAAUGAAAAGCAAGAAAAGAGUGAAAAACCACAAAAACGCCCCUUGACUCCUUUUCACCAUCGUGUAUCUGUUAGCGAUGAUGUUGGCAUGGACACAGAUUCAGCCAGCCAAAGACUUGUGAUCUCUGCUCCAGACAGUCAAGUGAGAUUUACAAAUAUCCGAACUAAUGAUGUAGCAAAGACUCCUCAAAUGCAUGGCACUGAAAUGGCAAAUUCACCUCAACCACCCCCACUUAGUCCUCACCCCUGUGAUGUGGUUGAUGAAGGAGUGACUAAAACACCCUCAACUCCACAAAGUCAACACUUUUAUCAAAUGCCAACACCGGAUCCCUUGAUUCCUUCUAAACCAGUGGAAGAUGGGAUAGACAGUUUAUCCCAGUCUUUCCCAGCUCAAUUCCAGGAAGCUGUAGAACCUACAAUAUAUGUUGGUACAGCAGUAAACUUGGAAGAAGAUGAAGCUAAUAUAGCCUGGAAGUAUUACAAGGUCCCAAAGAAAAAAGAUUUAGAGUUUUUACCACCUCAACUUCCAAGUGAUAAAUUCAAGGAUGAUCCAGUUGGACCUUUUGGACAGGAAAGUGUAACAUCAGUUACAGAGUUAAUGGUGCAAUGUAAGAAACCUUUAAAAGUUUCUGAUGAAUUAGUGCAGCAAUAUCAAAUUAAAAAUCAGUAUCUUUCAGCAAUAGCAUCUGAUUCAGAACAAGAACCUAAAAUUGAUCCAUAUGCAUUCGUUGAAGGAGAUGAGGAAUUCCUUUUUCCUGAUAAGAAAGAUAGACAAAAUAAUGAAAGAGAAGCUGGAAAAAAACACAAGGUAGAAGAUGGGCCGUCUAGUGUUACAGUGUUAUCACAUGAAGAAGAUGCUAUGUCAUUAUUUAGUCCCUCUAUCAAGCAAGAUGCUCCCCGCCCUGCUGGUCAUGCCCGACCUCCAUCAACCAGUUUGAUUUAUGACUCAGACCUGGCUGUCUCUUAUACUGACCUUGAUAAUCUUUUUAAUUCUGAUGAAGAUGAACUGACACCUGGAUCUAAAAAAUCGGCGAAUGGAUCAGAUGAUAAAUCCAGCUGCAAGGAAUCAAAGACAGGAAAUCUGGACCCAUUAUCUUGCAUAAGCACUGCAGAUCUUCAUAAAAUGUAUCCUACACCACCAUCAUUGGAACAACAUAUUAUGGGAUUUUCCCCAAUGAAUAUGAAUAAUAAAGAAUAUGGUAGUAUGGAUACAACACCUGGAGGAACUGUUCUAGAAGGAAAUAGUUCUAGUAUUGGAGCACAGUUCAAAAUUGAGGUUGAUGAAGGAUUCUGUAGCCCAAAACCUUCUGAAAUUAAAGAUUUUUCUUAUGUGUAUAAGCCUGAAAAUUGUCAGGUUCUAGUGGGAUGUUCCAUGUUUGCACCUCUAAAAACUCUACCAAGCCAGUGUCUGCCUCCUAUCAAAUUGCCAGAAGAGUGUAUUUACCGUCAGAGCUGGACUGUUGGAAAGUUAGAAUUGCUUUCUUCAGGGCCUACAACGCCAUUCAUCAAAGAGGGUGAUGGAAGUACUAUGGAUCAAGAAUAUGGCCCUGCUUAUACACCUCAGACUCAUACUUCCUUUGGGAUGCCUCCUAGCAGUGCACCUCCUAGUAACAGUGGAGCAGGAAUUCUUCCUUCUCCGUCUACCCCUAGGUUUCCAACUCCAAGGACCCCAAGGACUCCAAGGACUCCUCGUGGAGCUGGUGGACCAGCUAGCGCUCAAGGUUCAGUCAAAUAUGAAAAUUCAGACUUAUAUUCACCAGCCUCCACCCCAUCCACCUGCAGACCCCUUAAUUCUGUUGAACCUGCAACUGUUCCUUCCAUCCCUGAAGCACACAGUCUUUAUGUAAACCUCAUUCUUUCAGAAUCAGUUAUGAAUUUGUUUAAAGACUGUAACUUUGAUAGUUGCUGUAUCUGUGUUUGCAACAUGAAUAUCAAGGGUGCCGAUGUUGGAGUUUACAUUCCAGAUCCAACACAGGAAGCACAGUAUAGGUGUACUUGUGGCUUCAGUGCUGUCAUGAACAGGAAGUUUGGCAACAAUUCAGGAUUAUUUCUAGAAGAUGAACUAGAUAUCAUAGGACGCAACACAGAAUGUGGCAAAGAAGCAGAAAAACGUUUUGAAGCUCUCAGGGCCACUUCUGCUGAACAUGUUAAUGGAGGACUAAAGGAAUCCGAAAAAUUGCCUGAUGAAUUGAUACUAUUGCUUCAAGAUCAGUGCACUAAUUUAUUUUCACCUUUCGGAGCUGCAGACCAAGAUCCCUUUCCCAAAAUUGGUGUAACUAACAAUUGGGUACGUGUUGAAGAGCGGGACUGUUGCAAUGACUGCUACCUUGCAUUAGAACAUGGGCGUCAGUUCAUGGAUAACAUGUCAGGAGGCAAAGUUGAUGAAGCACUUGUGAAAAGUUCAUGCUUACACCCCUGGUCCAAAAGAAAUGUAGCUGCCAAAGUGUGUUUUUAUAAACAUGGAGUUCUAGAGCGCUGGCUUCCUGCGGCAGAGGAAAGAAAGAAAUGCAUGUUGUACAAAAUAAAUGUGAGUGUGCAGUGCUCACAAGAUAUACUUCGAAUGCUCCUAUCACUUCAGCCAGUUCUUCAGGAUGCUAUUCAGAAAAAAAGAACAGUAAGGCCUUGGGGGGUUCAAGGUCCUCUCACUUGGCAACAAUUUCAUAAAAUGGCUGGCCGAGGCUCUUAUGGAACUGAUGAAUCCCCAGAACCACUGCCAAUCCCCACGUUUUUGUUGGGUUAUGAUUUUGAUUUUCUGGUGCUUUCUCCAUUUGCUCUCCCUUAUUGGGAGAGACUUAUGCUAGAACCCUAUGGAUCUCAAAGAGAUAUAGCCUAUGUUGUACUCUGUCCAGAAAAUGAAGCCUUGUUAAAUGGAGCCAAAAGCUUUUUUAGAGAUCUUACUGCAAUAUAUGAGUGUUGUCGAUUGGGUCAACAUAGACCUAUUUCUCGAUUAUUGACGGAUGGGAUCAUGAGAGUUGGAUCUACUGCAUCAAAGAAACUAUCAGAAAAGUUGGUAGCAGAAUGGUUUUCUCAGGCAGCUGAUGGUAACAGUGAAGCAUUUUCUAAACUCAAGCUUUAUGCACAAGUCUGCAGAUAUGACCUAGGUCCUUAUCUUGCUUCCCAGCCAUUGGACAGCUCUUUACUUUCCCAGCCAAAUUUAGUUGCCCCUACAAGUCAGUCUUUGAUUACACCACCUCAGAUGACAGGUACUGGAAACGCUAAGACUCCGUCUGCCACCCCAGCAUCUACAGUGAGCAGCACUAUGACAGUGUCUUCAGGUGUUGCCGUGUCCUCUUCAGUUGCCACAGCUAACUCAACCUUGACUACAACUUCAACUUCAUCUUCGUUGUCCUCCAACUUGAACAGUGGAAUGUCAUCAAAUAAACUGCCUUCAUUUCCACCUUUUGGCACUAUGAACAGUAGUGCUACGGGAUCCAUGUCUACACAAGCAAGUACAGUUCCGAAUAGCCAGCUAGGAGGGCAACCUCCAUCAGCUCUACAAACAGCUGGCAUUUCUGGAGAGUCGGCUUCAGUUCCCACUCAGCCACAUCCUGAUGUGUCUGAAAGCACAAUGGAUCGAGACAAAGUGGGCAUUCCCACAGAUGGUGAUUCACAUGCAAUCACUUAUCCACCUGCAAUUGUUGUUUAUAUAAUUGACCCUUUUACAUAUGAAAAUAAAGAUGAGAGCACUAAUUCUUCUAAUGUAUGGACUUUGGGGUUACUUCGAUGUUUUCUGGAAAUGGUCCAGACUCUUCCUCCUCAUAUUAAGAAUACUGUUUCUGUACAGAUUGUUCCCUGUCAGUACCUGUUGCAACCUGUGAAGCAUGAAGAUAGACAAAUCUAUACCCAGCAUUUAAAAUCUCUGGCUUUUUCGGCCUUUACCCAGUGUCGAAGACCACUUCCAACAUCAACCAAUGUGAAAACAUUGACUGGUUUUGGUCCAGGUUUAGCCAUGGAAACAGCUCUUAAAAGUCCUGAUAGACCAGAGUGUAUUCGACUUUACACACCUCCUUUUAUCCUGGCUCCAGUGAAGGAUAAACAAACAGAGCUAGGAGAAACCUUUGGGGAACCUGGACAGAAAUAUAAUGUUCUUUUCGUGGGCUACUGUUUAUCACAUGAUCAAAGAUGGAUUCUUGCAUCUUGCACAGAUCUAUAUGGAGAACUUUUAGAAACUUGUAUCAUUAACAUUGAUGUCCCAAACAGAGCUCGUCGGAAAAAAGGGUCUGCUAGAAGAUUUGGUCUACAGAAACUUUGGGAAUGGUGCUUAGGACUUGUACAGAUGAGUUCAUUGCCAUGGAGAGUUGUAAUUGGCCGUCUAGGAAGGAUUGGUCAUGGAGAAUUAAAAGAUUGGAGCUGUUUGCUGAGUCGUCGAAACCUGCAGUCUCUAAGUAAAAGGCUGAAAGACAUGUGUAGAAUGUGUGGUAUAUCUGCUGCAGACUCUCCUAGCAUUCUCAGUGCUUGCUUGGUAGCAAUGGAACCCCAAGGCUCUUUUGUUAUCAUGCCAGAUUCUGUGUCAACUGGUUCUGUAUUCGGAAGAAGCUCCACUCUAAACAUGCAGACGUCUCAGCUUAAUACCCCACAGGAUAUAUCAUGUACUCAUAUACUUGUGUUUCCAACUUCUGCUUCUGUGCAAGUAGCUUCAGCUACUUAUACCACCGAAAAUUUAGACUUAGCUUUCAAUCCCAACAAUGAUGGAGCAGAUGGAAUGGGUAUCUUUGAUUUAUUAGACACAGGAGAUGAUCUUGACCCUGAUAUCAUUAAUAUCCUUCCUGCAUCUCCAACGGGUUCUCCUGUUCAUUCUCCAGGAUCUCAUUACCCCCAUGGCGGUGAUGCUGGCAAGGGUCAAGGUACUGAUCGACUACUUUCAACAGAAUCUCAUGAUGAAGUAACUAAUAUUCUUCAGCAACCAUUGGCUCUUGGUUACUUUGUAUCAACUGCCAAAGCGGGUCCCUUACCUGACUGGUUCUGGUCAGCAUGUCCUCAAGCACAAUAUCAGUGUCCCCUUUUUCUUAAGGCCUCUUUGCACCUCCACGUGCCUUCAGUGCAAUCUGACGAGCUGCUUCACAGUAAACACUCCCACCCACUUGACUCAAACCAGACUUCAGAUGUCCUCAGGUUUGUUUUGGAACAGUACAAUGCACUCUCCUGGCUAACCUGUGACCCUGCAAUCCAGGACAGACGCUCAUGUCUCCCAAUUCAUUUUGUGGUGCUGAAUCAGUUAUAUAACUUUAUCAUGAAUAUGCUGUGAUCUUCAUUUGAUGGAACUGUGCAAGAAAAGAACAAGGAAAAAGAUUUUGCUGCAACAUUAAGUUACAGUUAUCUUCUCAGUGAAAGUCAUUUGUGAUGGGGUCUAAUUCUUAUUACUUCAACAAAUAUUGUUUUGACUUGGGGGGAGGGGCGAUAACCCUGUUAUUUUUCAUUGACUAUACUGAACUCUUUAGGAUGAUGACUGAUCGAUCAUACACAACGUAUUAUAACAUUUUCGUAGCAAAAUUAACCUUUUUUUUUCCAGUCACAGUAUUUGUGAAAAGUAAUGAGCCAUAGUACCCAGUCAUGUUAAAUGAAUAUUAAAAGCAUGGAGAAGGAAACAUGAGGAACAAUGAAUUUCAACAUAUGGCUUCAGAACAUCAAGAUGUUCUUGUAUCGGAUUAUAGUAUCUAGUAUUCAAAAAUGCCUGCAUCUCUUAUUUAUUGUAAGUUUUUAAAUGUAUAAAUUGUCUUAUAUUUCUUAACCUCUUUUAUAAAAAUUUUCCUAGAAGGUUUAUACUGCCUUCUUGCUUUAAAGCAAUUGGUCUAAAAUAUAUGUAAUCGUCUUAAUUAAAAAGUUGCAGUAGGGUUGCUUUUAGAGUAUUAUUUUUUUGUAAGGGGGUGGGUGGGACAGUAAAUUUGUAUUGUCUUGAUGUACAGUUUAAUGGGGAUAGAGGGGAAAUAAUGUCCAUACCAUUGUGUGUGGAGGAUUUACAGCUAAGCUGUAGUUGCAGAGUACAUGUACAGUAAUGAAGUUCACUGUGUUUAUAAAUUGAAAAGGUACCGGGUCUUACAACAUUUUAUAUCGAUCACACCUUUACAGAAUAACAUGAUGGCAAUAUACAAGUGAUAUUGUUAGGUGGUUUAACUUAGAAUAAAAAUGAGAAUUCUUCAGUUAUAUUUUGUACUAUGGUUUAGGGCUAUGACUAAUAUUUCAGGCCAUUUCCAGUGAAAGAAACUUAGUUUUACAAGAAAAACAUUUGCUACUGAAUGCUUAAACUAAUUUUGGUGUUUAAUGUUACAUGCUUAAAAUUUUUUGUUUGUUUUAACAGUGGCACCUCUAGGCAUGGGAGUAUUAUUAAUUAUGAAAAUUAUCUUCAGGAUCUGCUAUAGGUUGAAAUUUAGCCCAGCUCUAGGCAUUUUACAAAUUAUUUUAAGAGCAGUCACUCUUGAUUGUUUGACUUUUUUUUUUUAAUUAAAGAUUGGGAAUGUGUGUGAGAGUAUGCAUAUGUAUGGGUGUGUGUGUGCAAUCAAACUGUGGUGUAAAUAGAUUCUCAGUGAAUUCUGGUAUUCAGACUAUUCCACUAGUUAAAGAACCAUUUUCUAAACUUAACCUGUUUCCUUUUGCCUUUUUUAUUUAUUUAAUUUUCUUGGUUUGGAGAUGGCAGUCCCAAACACCAGAGUCUGUACUUUUCUAUAACACAGCUCAGAAAAGGCAGGGCAUAUGCCAAGGAGGUUCUCACCUCCCUAAAGAAGGGACUUGAAUUUUAGGGACUUUAAUUCACCCCUUCCUUCAAUGCAGCUUUCCCUCUUCUUGUUUGCACAUGCCAAGAUAACUGCUUUUAUGCAGCCUUUAUCCCCUUAAAAAAUCCUUUCUACAGUGCUGCUCACAAGAGAGUCCAAGUUAGCCUCCUACCUGUGUAGCUGACUUGAAUUCACAGUCGCCAAGUCUACCUGUCUUUCUUGGAAGCAGUCUAGCUAAAUUCUGAAUUUGUAUGUUCACUAAUUCUCUACAAGGACAAAAUGGAUUGUAUUUACAAAACUGUAAUUUGGUAUGUUUUGUUAUUUUUUUUUUUAAACUGAAACUUGUUUUGUAAAUACUAUAUGCUUAGCUUAAAUAUCACUUUCUUAUGAAAAAUAUAACUUCUUCAAAUUGUGUAUAUUAAAACAUUAGCAAGUCUUGUUUUUCCUAUAGAGAAAACACAAUUGGUAACAAAGGUUUUCAAUCAUUUGUUCAAAAUUAUAAUGCAAUCCCAGUGGUCAGCCUAUUUUUGAAGUGAAAAUUUAAAGGUCACAUCUGUGCAUUUGUUCUUAAAUUAUGCUAACACACUACAGAUUAUGUUGGCAUGUUUUGUUCUGUACUUAAAAAAAUACUUGUCUGAGAUUUGAGGGGAAAGAUGCUUAUUUGAAAUUUGUAUUAAAAUGGUAUUCUUUUUUAUAUAUUUUAUUAUCUCAGUAGUGACUCUUUAAAAAAUAUACUCUCAGUUGUUUAAAAUCACUAAUCUAUAGUAACCACACCUCAGUUUGAAAACAUAUUUUUAAAAAAUUAUUCCCUGACAGUUUCUUUUAUAUGGAGCCAUAAGAAAGGAACCCGUUACAUGAUUCCUUUUUAUCUGGGAAUCAAGGAAUAGUUCCCAAAUAUAUAGGAUUUACUGAUAAGAUUUUUUUCUUCCCUUCAUAUAUAAAUUCACACUCAAAUGGAAAAUUAUUAAAUAGCCAUUCGAAAAGGUCAGGAAACUUGUUUCAGAAAAAAAAAAAAAGUAAGCCCUUUGUGCAGGAUGGCGGAUCUGACUUACUAGUGUAGUCACAGACAAAUUUUGUUUAAAUAGGUAAGCAAAGUAAUAUACUUUAUACCAGUUGAUCACCAACACCAUGACUUCUUUGUUACAGUGCUAAUGUCUGUUUUUUGUGCAGUUAUCCAUUACAAAGCAGGGUGGGAGUUGAGUAUUUUGGCAUUUUAAAGGAUUAGUUAUAUAAUGUCUGCUUCCAGCCAGUGAGAAACAUCUAGCCAUACCUUUCUUAUGCAAGCCAUUCAGUUAUCAGGACUGUGAAUUAACACUGUAUGAAUAAAUUUCUGUACACCUUAUUGUUUGGCCACAAGGCCACCAAGUGUACUUAUAUGUAAUCCUUAAAUUUUAAAGUAGCUGUAAUUUUUAAAUCUUUCUAACUUUUCUUAAACCACUAAAAAUUAAGCUCUUACUACUUAGUCAACUAUCCUCAGCUGUAUUCGUACUCAAUUGUCAGUAUGGCACAGAUUACUGUAUUUAAAUAUUCUCCUUUCGUCUUCAUAUUUACCUUCUGAGGUAAUUUUUUAACUUAAUGUGUUACUACAAAGAUUUGCAGAUCUUUAAUCAAGCACUAUGUUAAUACUGUAAUAUCAAAAUACUAUGUUGCGUUAUUUAAAAUGUUCAAAUUGAAUACAUUAAAACGAAGUUUUUAAAUGCUGUUGCAUCAUAUAAUUUGCUACUCAUCCACUAUGGCAUCACAUAUCAGUCUAUUAAUACAUUUAAUGUUGCAUGAGUGAUGUUUUGGUCUGGGUUUCCUUUAAGACUUUAGUUUGUCUAAAUUAAGGAAAAAUGUUUUUGACAUAAAAUUCUUUUGCUUCCCUGCAACCCUCAAAAAAAUACGCUAGAAAAUCUUAACCAUUCAGUUUUUCUUGAUGUUUUAAUGGGCCCAGAACUGUGGUUUAAAUUUUUAUAUAUGUGUUUUCUUUUUUGUGGAGUAUUAAUUUAAAACUGGAUUUGGGACCUAAAAUACUCCUCAGGUUGAUGUAUUCAUGAAGUUUUAAAAUAGCUUUAGUUUUCAGAGUAAACUGGAUUUGUGGACCUUAAAGUUACUGAGUUUAAACUAUAAAUUGUAAUGUCAUUACUGGACAUGUCAGCAUCAACUCUCUCAAAAUAGCUUGGUCACUUUAUGAAGGGGCGUUUUAAAGUUGUUUAGCAGUGACAUUUAAUAUGGUCCAAUUGCUUUUUUUUUUUUUUAACGUGACAAAAAAAGAAUAAGGAACAAACACUAUUGCUGCCGAAUGCCAUAACACUGAGUUGUACAAAUUGUGAUUGAGGAAAUGAAAAGGUUUAUACUUUUUAAAAAAAAAAAACAAAAACAAAAAAAACUUCAAAUGGAAUAAAUUAUUCAUGAAGCCUUCA
Messenger RNA from Bubalus bubalis (water buffalo), 10650 nucleotides. It is a transcript of the gene MED13, whose product is annotated as mediator complex subunit 13. Gene Ontology annotation, biological process: regulation of transcription by RNA polymerase II. Gene Ontology annotation, cellular component: mediator complex. The record is from RefSeq and is a predicted model, not a curated record. Gene Ontology annotation, molecular function: transcription coregulator activity. Bases 169 to 6786 code for a protein of 2205 amino acids. NCBI's taxonomy places the organism in Eukaryota, Metazoa, Chordata, Mammalia, Artiodactyla, Bovidae. The transcript is spliced from 31 exons.